Molecule: messenger RNA, 2199 nt
Organism: Verruconis gallopava
Lineage: Eukaryota; Fungi; Ascomycota; Dothideomycetes; Venturiales; Sympoventuriaceae
Exons: 5
Coding region: 1-2199 (732 amino acids)
Biological process (GO): regulation of gene expression
Cellular component (GO): nucleus
Molecular function (GO): protein binding
Source: RefSeq, a predicted model, not a curated record
AUGGAGUUGCAAGAAAAACUGGACAGCCUCGGACUGGGGCAGUAUUCGACAAUUCUGUAUGAAAACGGAUUCGAGGAUUGGAACACGGUGCUCGACAUCACAGAGGAUGAUCUGGACUCGCUAGGCUUCAAACGUGGACAUCGUCGGAUCUUGCAAAAGGAGAUCGCCAUUGCGAGAGGUCUGAACGCGUCGCCACCGAUCGAGACCGCGCGACCGACAUCUUCGACACCGAGUAUCGGCGCGCUCGUCACGACGCAGGAGAGCUACGAGAAGCGCACGAAACGCCGCUAUCGAUGGCACCCUCGCGCGGAUCCGAACGCACCGAAGAAGCCGAAGACGGCCUAUGUUAACUUUGCAGACCACCUGCGCUCAGACAAGGCCAUAGCCUCGCUCUCCUUUGUUGACAUUGCCCGCGAAGUUGGUCGCCAAUGGCAGAUGCUGGAUCCCGAAACCAAGCAAGAAUGGGAGAAUCGAGCUGCCCAGGCCAUGCAGGAGUAUGAGGAACAAAUGGACGAGUACCGAAAGACGAAGCAAUACCAAGACUACCAAGUAUACCUCGAGACGUUCAAGAAAGCUCCGGGUAAAUUGGCGAGACAGAAGAUCAAAUCGGAUUCCGCUUCGUCGAUAACAAGUCCUCGCCGUUCGGAAUCGUCGGGUCCUGAUAGAAGUCCAUCAGCAUCGAUUGACUCGCCCACCAUGCUGUCAGCAGAAACCGCUCUUCGGGAUGAGUGUAGAAGUACUCUGACUGCUGCUUUCAUGGAAUUGUCCGUCUUUCGGCGCGAGUACGUCAAGGAACAACCAUUUUCUGGAAAUGACUUACCUUCAGAAACACUCGUUGCGGACGUAGAGGCGCUGCUCCAUCGAAUGUACCGCAUUCCGGGGGCUGCAGACGCCCUAUCAUUAAUAGAACUGUGUAUGCUUGCAGCUCUAGGCAUUCAUUUCGCUCGUGGAUCAAUAUCCAGGGAUCAGCAGCACAGGUUGUUCGCAACCGUGUGCGUACUGAUGGAAGGGCUAAGUAUCAGCGAAGCGAGCUAUGCAAGAUUAAUGCGGGUAUUACUUUGCUUGACUAUAUACGCAAUAACUGAGAAGCAUCUGAGUGCCAGAACCUUCAUCACGGCUGGCUUAGCUCUUGCAAGAUUAAAACAUUUUCACAUGGAUCAAGAUUGUUCACGCGAUGACUGGAGAAAGAUUUAUCGGACACUUGUGUUCACAGAAUGCUGGCUAUCUCAGACACUUGGCUACAAUCCUCGCAACCUUGACAUCCACAUUCGGAACGCCGUUGAGCCUAACAUUCCCGAUAGCUCGAUCGAGAACGCCAUCCAAUGGCAGGCAGUAAGAAUCGCGAUCAUCGGCAAUGAAAUCUCAACGAUCAUACGGCAGCAAAACGAUGUUCCACAGGAAGCCAUACGGUAUCUGUCCGGCCAACUGGAGCUUUGGCAGAGAGAACUACCUCACAUUAUGCAGCUUGCCAGUAUUCUGUCUUCCAACAGCGGAAGCAUUGGGCGUCUCAACGAGCAAGCUAUGCUCGUCGUGCACAUUAUCUAUUUAGGCGCCAUGAUGCUGCUUUACGGGCAAUCUUUAUCAUCGGCACACGAACCAGAUGGAAAGACGGAUAACCCAGAGAUGGUUAACCACCGCGCGAUAUGUUUGGUUGCAGGAGAACAGAUCUCCGGUCUGAUAAAAACAAUAAGUUCGUCUCAGUCUUGGUCCCCAUGGAGUUUCUUCCACAUAUACUGGGUAUUCAACGCUUGCAAUGUCCUCCUGCUGGGGGCUGCCCAAGCCUUGAGGAACCGAUCAACGAAUGACUAUGACAGGCUGAUCUCACACGCCCGCACCUGUCUUAGUUCGUUAGAGUCGUGUGCGCAGGACGAGCCCGUUGCAUCACGCUAUCUAAGCAUGAUGGCACCGAUCUACGAAGCAUUGAAACGACUGAGGGAAUCACCACACGUCGAACUGAAGAGGAGAAAAUCUGAGCACAAAAUUAGCAUUAAUGAUCUACUUGCAUCCGAUGAUGGUGCUCGCUCGCCAACCUCCUUGGGAAGAUGGAAUACAAUUGACGACGAGUUGCCAGGUAUCAUUCAACAAGUCACAGUUUUGCUGAGGGAUCCUUUUGGCAGAGCACAGCAAAAUUCGGUAGCCGAUGAACAAUACCCGACUCCUCCAAGCAAUGCGGACAUGCUCUUUUGGUUCCGCGUCUAG